CAGAUAUGGUCAAAGUGAUUCAUGUUUUAAUUAAUAAUAUCAAAACAAAUCUUUGUUAUUUACAUCGUGCUUAUUUGUAAUAUUAUUGUUAUGGCCGAUUAUUGUCAAGUGUCUUUUGGUUGGAAGACUGAAAGGGAUUUUCACCACGUAAUCGAUUACUGCGUUGAACAACCAGGAGAAACUGACAGGAAUUCUGAAUCCAAUGUAAAUGCUCUUUUGCUCCCGGGAAGACUUGACUUGUUCAGUGAAUCAAGUGAUGGCGAACAUUCCAGCGUGUGUACAUUAAAACUGAAAUGCAAGCCUAUGUACAAAGUGGCUAUCAAAGGACUAGACAUUGUGAGUGAGGCAAGAACACUGGAAAUCUAUGAUGAUAUUGAUGGCUACUUACAAAGUGUGAAAGGUGUACCAAUACCUGGGUGUGAGGAAGACCAAAUGUUUUACAUUACUUCAUUUGAAAUAAAAGAUUCAACAACCGGCAUUGAAAUAAAGUUUUUGUCUCUGGGUGAAAGGUUAUCAUUUCAAAUCCGUCAGAUCCGGAUAACCCUGGUGCAGCAGGAGACCCGUCCUGACAGAAGCAAACUGGACAUGGUGAGACUGAAGAAUCACAUAGCCGGGCUGGGAUCACAGGUGUCGGACAGAGCCAAGUCACUCUUCGAAACUAUGGAGCAGUACCAGAAGAACCAACAAGGUGUUCUUGGUGGUGUUCAGAAUUUACUGUCUAUGACCUCCAUGUGUUCAGACAAAGAAUCCACCAUGUCGGGUUUAGCAGGUCUCCUCAGCACCUUCUCCCACCUCAAACAGCAGCAAAAGAACCCUCUGGUUGAUCUGGCGUCGAACGGCACGUCCAAGGAGGAGGAUGAGUGUAAUGAGAAGAGCGACCCCAGCAAACUGGCCGACAACAUGUUGUCUGGCAUGAUGUCAGGGGCAGACAGCGGGGACACGGUUAACAGUGACGAUAUGUACAAGUUCCUGCAGUCUGUGUGUGGAAGAGUGACAAAAAUGAGAGAGAAAACAGAAUUGGAGAACAAAGAGCAGGACGAUUUAACAAACACCGAGGUGUUACAAGGGGGGACAAUUUCUACUACCAUAGUAGACCCAGCUGUGAUGACAGAACUGGUAAAUCAGCUAAAGGUGGCUGAAGAGAGGAUUGUCAGAAGAGUUGAAAGACGGAUGACACAAAUGGAAGACAGAAUUAACAGAAAACUUGACAGAAUAUUGCAGGCACUGCAGAUAGCAGACAGUGAUAACUCUGGUGUGCAAUAUACUACCUCUAGCAAUAUUGAUGAUAAUAUUCAGUUAGACUGAUAUUAACCCUUUGGUAGCUCAAUGGUGCAUGUGGCACACUGUCAAUUUAAUUACGUUGUGGACAUGAUGGAGUGCUGCAUGCUGCUAUUAGUUUGACGUCACAAAAAGCCUCAGUCCAUGACGUCAUUCCAGCACAGAUAUGAAAAGGUUUAUUGUGUGCAAGGUUAAGCGACAACUAAACAUUGGUUGGGAGUCAUUAUUACAGUUAUUUAUUAUUUUGUACAGAAACAGCCACAUGUAGAAAGCUACUGGAUGUGCAGACAACAAAUUCCACACCAUUAUUAAUCGUUGAGGAAUAUUUAAUACAGUUGGGAAAAUAUUUUUAUACUUUUUAUAUCUAGGUAUAAUCAUGUUUAUUGCCGACUGCAAGUGAUUCUCUAGCACAUGUUGAAAUUUGCAGGAAUUUCAGAUUUUAGUGCCUCCCAAACAUUGUUCUUAUCCUUGAUACUCACUCACUUCCACUGCAGGACCGUGUGGAUUUGUGUUUGUCCAAGAUCAUUUUCACAUCUGCUCUUGCAUUGACUUUGGUAAUGUGAACCUUUGUAACAUGAAGGUUAAGUAAUCAGUUAACACACUGUCUGUUUACUAAAAAGAGCAGUCUGUGUGUGACUGCUGGGACCAUUCUUAAUCUUUGAAUAUAUGUUACAUUAUUGUUCACAUAUCAUCCAUUUUCCAUCAUGUAAAGAAUGCCAUGCAGUUCAGAGGUAACAUCAAAGUGCAAGCGCUUAAUCCAUCUUGAAGACUGAUACACUAGUGAUUUUUAUUUCCCCACAGACAUUGUAAUGAUCCUAUCAGAUUCUUCAAUCAAGAAAUCAUGAUGUAUAUACGUCACUGGGUGUGUUCUUGGCAUCACUAUAUCUCUCUUCUUUUCUUUUUAAUUAUAUGAGAUAUACAUUACUAUCCAGUAUCGAUUUUUAGUCAUUUGAAUAAGAUCACCCAGUUUUCUGUUAUGUUGUGUAUAAUUUAUUUAUUUAUUUAUAAAUUGCAACUGUCUCUCUAGUGUUUGUAGCCUAGAACUGUAACAGUUUUUAUACCUUUUCAUAAAGAUACAUCAUGAAUAUUUAGUUGUUUUUCUGUUGACAUACAAACAAACGUAGGGGUCAGUUGGUCCCCAGGUUGAGUUCGGUGAAGGAAAACUUAGGCAUCACAGCCGAUUAACACUAUUUUUUUUAUUUAAGAGCCUAUUA
Gigantopelta aegis is the source of this 2492-nucleotide messenger RNA. Its product is annotated as ATPase PAAT-like. The transcript is spliced from 5 exons. Lineage: Eukaryota; Metazoa; Mollusca; Gastropoda; Neomphalida; Peltospiridae. The record is from RefSeq and is a predicted model, not a curated record. The coding region runs from base 91 to 1305 and encodes 404 amino acids.